AUGAGCGGGUCCUUUUUCCAGAAAACUAACUCCGAACCUUUAACGGAUGUCUCGAGUCACUCAAGCAUUAGAAACUCGCAUUCGACGUCUCGAAGCAGCUUCCAAAAGCAUUUCCAGUCGAUGAACCCAAGCCCGAGCUUUUUCAGCGGAGCGUCCCCGAAGUUUGGUAAGAUUCCACGUAAUUCAAGCGUGGGUGCGCCCUUUUCUACCAUGAAUAGUCUCCAUGAAAGCUGUGAAAACGAUCGAGAUAGUUCUCGAAGUGGCAUUUACGUGAAAAACAGGCCCCGCGUUGCUUCAAAAGGCGUCAGGGCUUCGGGGCUUACAUGCAGACUUCAAGUUAACAAGGAACUUUCGAGCGUUGACAAGAUCAAUGAUCCAGCUGCACAGCGAAUUGUAGUGGCGGGUAAAAUGCAUUUGGGAGUCUACCACUUUCGAGAAGACGACUGCUCUCUGAGGCUGGUACAUGAUUUUGUGAACACGAACGGAUCAUUGCAUGGCAAAAAGCCUAGCCAAUUGAAAAGAUCCGCUGCUCACAAGAUAAGUACAAUUUCAGAUGUGAAGACUGGUUUUAGUGACCGUAAGAAUUUCAUAGCCAUAUGCGGAACUUCGACUUCCAUUUCGAUCUACGACAUCAACAAGAUGCAAACAGCGGAAAGUCCCAUAUACUCCAUACUGUCCGAGCAUGCACGCUCGAUAAACAGUAUUGACUUUAAUAUGACCCAGAACAAUCUUUUGGUAAGCAGCGGCCAAGAUGGGUUCAUCAAAGUUUGGGAUCUGCGCUCUCAACAAUCCAAGAAGAACAAGAGCGAUUUGAGCAUCAACACGGGCUCAGAUGCAGUGCGAGAUGUCAAAUGGAUGCCCAGUUACGAUUUCUCCUCUUUUGAAGAAAGUGCUGAUGUUUCAAAUAGAAGUCACAAACUCGCUUCUAUACACGAUUCUGGUUUACUGUUGACCUUUGACAUUCGUCAACCCUCUCAAACGGAAUGGAAAAUAAAUGCACAUUCCGGUCCAGGAUUGUGUUUGAACUGGCAUCCGAAUCUAGAUUUCAUUAUGACCGGAGGGCGAGACGGCAAAUGUUGCGGAUGGAAUGUGGGCGACAGGUCUUUCAACAUGAUGAGCAAUAUGAACCAAGGUAGCAUAUUGACCCCAGGAUUUUCAAUCAGCUCAGCAGCUACGUCAACAAUUUUCCCAGAUAUUGUCAUUAAUACUGGUCAUCCGUUGACCAAGCUCAAAAUUCGUCCGAAGGCCGAGAAAGAUCCCUUUAACUCUCUGGUCGCAACAUCGUCUCUUGGUGAAGACUCUGAUGUAUCAGUUUAUGCCUUGUCUCGCGAAUUUAUUCCGAAACAUGUUCUGUUAACAUCAGCACCGUCGUGUGGGUUUGUAUGGUGGAACAGCAACACCAUUUUCGAUAUAGACAGGCAAAAUGCUAUUACAGGAUGGCAGCUUGAUAAGGAACCUACUCUGCUUGAAAAUCUGCCCAAAAAUGUAGUGAAAUGGAGGGACAUCGAAGGUGAUGGACUACUCUUCCUAGGGCAGACGAAAGGUCACUACGAAAGCGCAUUUCAUGAAGAAGUGACCCCUUCUUACGUGACGAAAAGCCCACAAGCCCGCUUAAAUUCUUCUACAAUGGGUAGCAUUUUCGGAAAUGGACUGGGCAAAAGUCAUGGUUCCAGCUCUAAUUUGUUUUCUGCGCAUAACACUGUUGACAGUGAACGUUUUCCCUCCAUAAGGGGAGUGACAGGUUCUUUCAGCAAAAAGGCAAAUGGACAAACAGUUGGGCCCGGCUCACACCAUAACUCAGUCGUAUCAGCCAAUUUUUCCACACGCUCUGAAGUUCCUCCACUCGAGGUCAGAAAAUCGCCCGUAUUGGUUUCGCUCGAUCUCCCUCAGGUUUUAAACAGCAUUCGCACUUCGAACUUGAGAAUCAAUAAAAUAAACAGCAAAUUUGAAGAAGUUGCCAUUCUCAGAGAAUCACCAGUCGAGGUAUUUAAAUUUCUGGCUCGAGAACUUAAAUUCUCUUACAUGCAGGAAAGGACGAGGUCUGAUACAAAGGCUGGUGCUGAUACGAACGCAAGUAUGAGCGAAAAGGAGUUCAAAAGUGUGCUUAUGGACAAAAUCGGUUUCACAGAACACAAUACAUGGUCGAAAUUCAUGCGGAGCGAGUCGCAUUCAGUUUCAGCAAAUUUAGAGUCACAGAUUGAAACGGAGAGCGUUGGCGAAUCCUGUCAUGAUCCUGUAAUUGAAGACACAGCUUCCUCUUCUCCCAAAGUCACUAUGCCGUCCACCAAAGCAGACUGGGAAGAGUUAGAUGUUCGGAAGAAGCUUGACCAUCUGAUUGAACUAAUCUCUAUGUGUGAUCAUAAUGCGGGCACAUAUGCAUACGUCGAAGAUAUGAUGAACUACAAAGUCUGGGUAUUAAUACGCGACUCUUUGGUAUGGAAUUUGAAACAGUUGGCCAAAGUUGGUGCUGGUGGUGAAAUCGAGGAUUCGAGAGUCUUACGUCAUGGCGACGGAACUAUCGUUAGGAAGGAUGGCAAACGUCAAGAUUCUAUGACUUCCGAAUAUAGCAGCUUUAGUGUAAGUGAGCUGGGCUCAUCUCUAGAUACCGCAACUCCGCCGAAAAUGAUCUCCUCUUUAUUGAGCGGCCGCUCCAGCAAUAGGGAAUCCUCAAGUAAUUUAAAGGGCAUGCUACGAGGAGACGCAAAAGAGGUCGGACAUAGUACUGGAGCUGCCGAAACGCACCAAGUAGAUCGGGUAUCCAAAGUUUCAAAUGGUUCAAACCCCAAAUUGGCUGAACUUAGGAGGGAGAAGUCACUGCGACUCAGUGAAGAUGAAAGCGCCAUUGAUGACGAUGAUGAUGGGAGCGCACAGGCACCCACUCUUGAGAGCUAUAACCCGCCUCAAGGUAGCGCUGUGGGUGAACGAAAGUCCUCAUAUGCUUCAGAAACUCAGAGAAGGAUUUCUUUUAUCGAUAAUUUCCUGACAAACAUGAGGUCACCAAAAAGGCAUUCGGAGGCUUGCAGCAGCGACAACAAAUUAAAUUCCGUGAGCAGUAAGAGGUCCUCUCAACUCAGCCAUGGAUUCUCUCCUUCGGGCAAAGGGAGUCUUGAUCUCAGCUCCAAAACGGGCCGCAGAAGUUCUCGAGAAAACUUUAGUCCUCUUCUUGAAAGCCCGACCGAUUUCGAGGGUCUCGCUGCGGCAGGAGCGACUUUGAACACGAAUAAUCUGAAGCAUACGUCUCAAAUUGCAGCCAUGUUCAAAAAUGCUAGUCGGAAGAUGCCUCAGAAGAUGGAUGUUCCAUGGUCAGCAGCCACUGUCAUACAGCAAAUUUACCGGCAAUCUGUGGAAGCUGGUAACAUCUUACUUACUGUUAGCAUACUCAUGCUAUUUCAAACAACGUUUCAUAUAACGUCGGCCACUGUUGUGAAGGAGACCUUGGCGGAAUUCAUAAGCAUACUUCACAGAUACGAGCUUUUCGAAAUCACCGCCGACUUAAUUAAGUACUCUCCCUGGGAAGAUAUAUCCGGGUUGGCAGGAGGACAGUCCAGCGUGCGGCUUUACUGCGAACGUUGUAAGAAAUUGAUUGUGAACGAGCGAUCCAAAGAAAGGUUCACCGAAGAAUGGCAGAAGACCGGUAAUAAAACUGUAAUGCAUAAAUUCGGUUAUUGGUAUUGUGAUAACUGCCGCAAACCCAGCACUCUAUGUGUAGUCUGCGAACGACCCGUGAAAAAAAUGACUAUCUGUUCAUUGAAUUGUGGUCAUCUGGGACAUUUCAGCUGCUUCCAAGAUUGGUUUAUCAAAGAGAACCUAAACGUUUGUCCAUGUGGCUGUGAGGGAGAGUUGUUCCGGCGUACCCAAGACUAG
Messenger RNA from Lachancea mirantina, 3864 nucleotides. The record is from the annotation of a GenBank genome assembly. NCBI's taxonomy places the organism in Eukaryota, Fungi, Ascomycota, Saccharomycetes, Saccharomycetales, Saccharomycetaceae.